GACAGCGCCUACACAUGGAUCCUCAGUUCGGUGUAAACAGAGUUCGCCUUUUCGCACGAGUGCUCUUUCACAGGCGUUGCGAGAAAAAUCUGCUUGCUGUCGCACAUUGAAGGAGCAUGUUUCAAAACUGGAAGCAAAGCUGGUCGAGACUCAGUCGAGUUUAAAAAUUGCCCGGAAAAAUCUGUAUUACUGGCGAGCAAAAGAGACACUCAAAAGCAGAAAGCAACUGGCUGAAUCAGUAUUUACGGAGAAUCCUGAAAAAAUAUCACGCCACCGUACUUCAUAUAUGCCUUAUGGGUCGGUGUACUAUAAAAUCAGUUUACUGCGGAAGCAGAACACUUCACUUCGAAGGCAAGUGGAUAUUUUGAAGAGACGUUUAGACUCGGAAAUGCGAAUGGAACCUCAACUGUUCGAGUUGUACAGAAACACCAACAACAAUUUCCCACAAUCCCAGAACUUUUCUCCCGAGGAGUUUGAUUCCCAGUUGCUUGCUCUGAAGCAGAGAAACUAUUCUCUCACACAACAGCUCAAUGCGUAUCGUUCAUCAAAGCAAUCGAUCGAAAAACAAUGCAGCGAGCUUUCUACCCAGUUGCAAAACGUUGUGAAUGCACUACACACCAGUCGCCAAAGGGAACAACGGUCCCAGCGCACAAUUCAGCAUUUGACAAGUUGUCUUCAAAAAUUGGAAAACCUUCUCCAAGAAUGUGAUCAAGAAAUAAGUGAGGUUGAGUCAGUGCAGUCAAUGGCCUCACAGCAUGACUCCAGCGAUACGCAACGUGUCCAGUCUCACAGAAUAAUCUACGAAACUUCUCGCUCGCUGGCCACACGCUUGAAAGAACAUCUGAAACGACACGGAACCUCGAUGAAGGAACUGCAUCACAAACUCCUGGAGACUUCUCGGCAGUCUAACCGACGUCGAGGAUUAAUCGAGGAACUCAGGAAGUCACUUACAGACACCAGGAAUGCGCAGAAGCUUCUGGAAACUAAACUGGCCUCCACUAUAAAGGAAUCGAAUGAAGCAAAAAUGGCAGAAGGGCGUCUCCGCACAGAGGUAGAAAGCCAGCGAAUGCAGCUGAAGACCGCUUUGUGUGAAAAACGUGCCCUUACCGAGCAACUGCAUGAAUGUCGCGAGGCUUAUGAUGAAAUUGCACAGGCCUUAAAAAAUCCUAAACAUCCGGAACGUGAUAUCGUUACGAUGGAGAAACUCGGGCAAAAUCAACUCAAGCGUUUGGUCCUGUCACUGACAACAGAUCUGUCAAAACUCGCUUGCUACGCUUUACGGGAGAUACGAACACAUAUUGGCCAUCACUCGGGAACGAAUGGACCGCCGACAUCACCUCUGUCAGACGCAUCCAGCCUCCCAAGUGCACGAAGUUUGGCCCAAGCAAAAUCCAGAGCCGCGGAAAUCCUGGGUCUUUCACUGGAUGAAUUGGAUCAGCUUACCUCAGCAAUACCGGUUUUGGAAAAUACUUCCGAUGGUAACCAUAUCUGUUCCGAAGCAGAUGUUGCGCAUUCAAUCGAAGUGGCUUCUUCGUGGCCAAGUCUGUGUGCUAAUCUAUUAAAUCAAAGCCAAAUUCCAGUGGACCACCUUCAACACGUUUACCAGGAUAUAAUGAACGCAUUCGAUUCGGUGGUUCGUUUCAUUUUACAAUCGAAAUCCCAAGUCCCCUGCAGAAAUUCCAUGCAUUUCUGUGCAAUUCAUUCCACUCCUCCCGGUGAAUG
Molecule: messenger RNA, 1722 nt
Organism: Opisthorchis viverrini
Lineage: Eukaryota; Metazoa; Platyhelminthes; Trematoda; Opisthorchiida; Opisthorchiidae
Exons: 13
Source: RefSeq, a predicted model, not a curated record